Amphimedon queenslandica is the source of this 1893-nucleotide messenger RNA. RefSeq lists its product as uncharacterized. Bases 118 to 1893 code for a protein of 591 amino acids. Gene Ontology annotation, molecular function: protein kinase activity; protein binding; ATP binding. The record is from RefSeq and is a predicted model, not a curated record. Gene Ontology annotation, biological process: protein phosphorylation. Lineage: Eukaryota; Metazoa; Porifera; Demospongiae; Haplosclerida; Niphatidae. The transcript has 7 exons.
CCUAUAGUUUUUAUUUCACACUGAGCCAAGUGUACAACUGCAACAAUGAACAGUAAAUGUAACACUUGUAUGUUUGCAUAGAUAUGUUGCUGACCACAGAGUCACCCACAUUGCACAAUGGCAGCCAUUCCCAGCCCCACUACAAAAGACUAUGAACCUGCUAAGAGAAGUGGCCAUUCUACAGUAAUAGUAGGAGACUGUCUUUAUAUGUGGGGUGGGGAGAAAGAUGACCAUCCUGAAAAACACAAUAUUGAGAAAGAGAGAAGAGAUUCAUCAGUUGUGGAGAUACUUCACCUUCCAACUGGUAGGUGGGAGCAGAAACCUACCACUGGCGAUCCUCCACUGGGUAUCAUUGGUUAUGCAGCUGUUGCUAUUGGAAAUGAGAUAUUCUAUUAUAGAGGACAUUGUAGUCAUUGGAACUAUGAUGAUAAUGUUUUGUACAGUUUAAAUGUUGAUACUCUCAAAUGGAGGAAAGUUGUACCUACUAACCCUGAGGAUGGUCCUAAGAGGAAGGAUGAAUAUAGUAUGAUUGCUGUAAAGAUUGAGGGAGAAGAUUACCUUAUAAUAAUUAAACGACUUUCUGUUAAUAUUAUUCAUUAUUUUAGAAUUGCUACAGGUCAGUGGAUCUUACCUAAAGUUACUGGGGAUGUUAAUCCUAGAAUUGAAUACUUUAAUUUGAUGUCAGUAGAUGAUACCAGUGCUAUUUUACUUCAAGAUGAUGAUAAUAUAUCAGAUAAUUCUGUUUAUCGUCUUACCUUUACUAAAGGAUCAGUGGUUUGUGCAAGGAUAUUUAAUGGAACCGCUAGUUGUCUAUCUUCUAUAUAUUCUCAUCGGAGUGUAUUACUGAAUAGUCCUUCAGGACUAAAACUAUUGGCUAUUGGUGGCAGUCAAUGUGAGACAUUUGAUAUUAACAAAACUAAUUGGAAGGAGGUUGGUGUUCCUGAAUCAGUCAAAGAUAGAGAUGUUCAUUCUCUAUCAGUUUGGAAUGAGGAUACAACCAAUACUUGGAUAAUAGAGUUUGGAGGAGUAUGGGAUGAUACAUUCCUCAGUGAUACACCAUUCCUUAAUAUCAGAUACACUGCAGGAGGUGAUAUUUCUGUGAGGACAUACUCACUGAGAGAGUAUCAAGAAGAAAUGGGAAAGAGAAGAAGACCAGUUGAACAAGAGAUCAGCCAGAAAGGAGAAAGAGAAAGAAUAAUGGAAGAGAGACACCAGCAAGAGAUUCAACAAUUACACUUUCAAAUGGAAGAGAGAGAUCAACAGGCCAGGGAAAGAGAGAGAGAAAUGGAGAGACAACUUCAAAAAAGAGACCAACAAUAUCAAGAAAUGAAGAGACGACUUCAAAGGGAAAAAGAAAGAGAGCUUCAAGAAGUACAAAGAGAGUUUCAAAAAAGAGAGGGACAAUUCCAGAGGGAACUUCAAGAAAGGAAAAGACAAUUUCAAGAAAAUGAGAGACAACUUCAAGGAGAGCUGCAACAGUUUCAAGAAAGAGAGAGACAAUUUCAAGGAGAAGAUAUCAGUAGUGGUAAUGUACUACUACAGCCUACCUCUCACAUGGGUAUUGGCUGGAGAGCUAAGGUAUCCGACUACGGGUCGGCUAACCUUCAGAAUCUCAUCGCUACGACAGAAAAUCCUGGAAACCAAAUCUAUUCAGCACCUGAAGCAGGGAAUCCAAGGGAACACUCUCCUGCAAUGGAUGUCUUCAGUUACGGUGUCCUCCUUAUAGAAAUGAGUAUUUGUGCUAUUCCACAGCCUGGUAACAGAAGACAGGAUAUUAAUUCUAUUAGACGGGCUGGGUUGAAGGGUCUUGUUCAACGCUGUGUUAUGGAUAAUUAUAAAUUGCGUCCUAAAAUGUCUGACAUUAUAAACGAACUGACUCAAAGUGUCGAUUAG